Rotaria sordida is the source of this 2502-nucleotide messenger RNA. Lineage: Eukaryota; Metazoa; Rotifera; Eurotatoria; Philodinida; Philodinidae. The record is from the annotation of a GenBank genome assembly.
AUGCCAACUACACGAAGUUCUAAACAACAGUCUAUUGUACCAAAUGGUCUUAGUGAAGAAGAAGUAGAUUCAUCAGACUCUGAAGAUGAGAUAAGUAAAGUCAGACAUGUUCUGUCAAAGAAUUUAUUAAUAAACAAAGAGUCUUCGUCAAGUGAAGAGGAUGAUAUUGAAGAAAUUAAACAAGCAAGUCCACCACCAAAAAAAACGAAAAAGAUACAUUGGAAAAAGAAAGACUUUAUCCCUCCAUUAGCAGAUUUUACUGGAGUCUUACCAUCAUCACCACCGGAUGAUGAAUUAGCGCCGAUAGAUUAUUUUUAUUCCAUGUUUGACAAAGACUCUAUAGCACUUCUAACUGAUCAAUCUAAUUUAUAUUCGGUUCAAAUGAAUCCAAAUAAGCCUCUUUGCAUUUCUCAACAUGAGAUGGAACAUUUUAUAGGUACAUUAAUUAUGACAGGUAUUUAUUCAUUUCCAACACCACGUUUCUUUUGGAUGAAUACAACUCGUGUUGAAUCCAUAGCUUCAGUUAUGAGUCGAGACAGAUUUUUGCAAAUUAGAAAAAACUUACAUGUCGUCGAUAAUUCAAAUCAAUUAUUUGCUGGUGAUCCAGCUUUUGAUCGAGCAUAUAAAGUUCGUCCAUUACUUAAUAUUGUCAAAGAAAACUUCAGAAAGAUUCCUAAAGAAGAAAAGUUAAGUGCAGAUGAACAGAUUAUUCCAUUCAAGGGUAGAAGCAUUAUGAAGCAGCAUAUGCCACUGAAACCAAAUCGUUGGGGAUACAAAAUGUUUGUCUUAGCUGGUGGUGAGAGUGGUAUUUGCUAUGAUUUCAUAUUCUAUACAGGCAAAGCUGAGGCUUUACUUAAAUCUACUCCAUUACCACCUCCAGUGAAACCUGGACGUCCUUCUUUGAAAUUAUCAUUAGUUGAGAACAGUGCUUCAACAUCACCAAGAGCUGCACCGAGUCCUCUACCAUCAAAAAGUGUUCGACGAAGAGGAGAGUUUUUUUGUUGUGCAUGUCGCGAAGCAUUUGAACGUGAAAUUCAUCCUACUAAAACAAAACUAUUUCCUCAUCAUGUUACUUUUAUAGUUAAUGGUUAUUGUGAUUGGAAAAAUGCUAUAUCACGAUUUAAGCUUCAUGAAAAAACUAAACUUCACCUGGAUUCAAUUUAUGUUGUUAAUCAGCAAAUGAAACCUAAUAUAGCAAUUCAAUUAACAUCAGCAACUAAAAAACAACAAGAACAACGUCGACAGAGUCUUUCAAUUCAAAUUUCGUGCAUCAUAUAUCUACUUCGACAAGGUCUUGCUCUUAGAGGACAUGACGACGAAAACAGUAAUCUGAUUCAAUUAUUAAAACUUCGAAGUGCUGAUAAUGAAUAUUUAAACGAAUGGAUUAAAAAUAGGAAAUACUUUUCACAUGAUAUUGUUAAUGAAAUUUGCAAAGAAAUCUAUUUAACAAUCAUUCGAGAUAUUGUAAAAGAAGUACGUCUAUAUGAAAUAUCUGCACAAAAUGCUCCAACAAUUGUUGAAGCAAUUUAUGAUGUUAUAACUCGAUGUGGCUUGGACAUGAUUAAUUGUCGUGGUCAAAGUUACGAUGGCGCAUCAAACAUGUCAGGAAUAUACGGUGGUGUGUCAUCAAUAAUUUUGAAACAAUAUUCAAAAGCUAUUUAUAUUCAUUGUGUUGCACAUUGUUUAGAUUUAGCUGUACAUGAUUUAACAGAUCAAUGUGCUUCUAUUUGUAACUGCAUGCUUUGUGUAAAAGAUAUUAUUGAUUUUAUACGUCGAUCACCAAAACGUCUUGUUAUUUUAAAAGAAAUAUUUAAUCAAAUAUCGUCGUCUUAUACAAAUCUUACGGCAUUAUGUCCACAUAGAUGGAUAAUGCGUGCUGAAUCAUAUGGUUCGUUAUUAAAAACUUAUGAACAAGUUCAAGAAGCCUUGCACACAAUAAGUAAAGAAAAAGGUGGUCCUGGUAUAAAAGCAAAUGGUAAUUUAGUAUUUACAGAUACAGAAAAGCUGUCACGUGCAUUUCAAAGUUCUGAUUGUUACUUACAAGAUGUUUUCUGUGCUGCUGAGGCAAUUAUUUAUCGCUUUCGACGUAUUCAAGAUGAUAUUAAUUUUGAAUUAUUUUAUAAUCAAGUAGUUAAAGAUAGUGAAGGUUUAACAGAAAAACCUAUUCUACCUCGACGUCGACGACCACCUGGACGAUAUGAAUCAAAUACAAUUCUCGUAAAUCAUGCAAGUUGUGAAGAUUUUUAUCAGAAACAAUAUGUUGAAACAUUAGAAAUGAUCAUUAACAUGCUUCAAACUCGAUUCACACAAAAGAAUUUUAAAAUGUUAUGUGAAGUUGAAAAUUUUAUUCUUAAUAUAUCUAAUAAGCCACCUGAUCUUUCCAUUGACUACAUUAAAACAAUUAUAGAUUUUUGUUAUGAUGAUAUUGAUAUUGAAAGAUUAAAAUCUGAAGCAGUUAUGAUUUCAGAUUUUUUUAAAGUUGAUAUAACACAAAUCAAAUGA